Molecule: messenger RNA, 2967 nt
Organism: Medicago truncatula (barrel medic)
Lineage: Eukaryota; Viridiplantae; Streptophyta; Magnoliopsida; Fabales; Fabaceae
Product: receptor-like protein EIX2
Exons: 3
Coding region: 1-2967 (988 amino acids)
Molecular function (GO): protein binding
Source: RefSeq, a predicted model, not a curated record
AUGUGCACCAAUCACACAUUGGUUCAAUGCAAUGAGAAAGAUAGAGAGACAUUGUUAACCUUUAAACAUGGCAUCAAUGAUAAUUUUGGUUGGAUAUCAACAUGGUCAAUUGAAAAAGAUAGUUGUGUAUGGGACGGAGUCCACUGCGACAAUAUUACUGGAAGAGUUACAAAACUUGAUCUCAGCUACGAUCAAUUGGAAGGUGAGAUGAAUCUUUGUAUUCUAGAACUUGAGUUUCUCAGUUACUUGGGUUUGAGUGAGAAUCAUUUUGAUGUGAUAACUAUUCCAUCCAUUCAAAAAAACAUCACACAUUCCUCUAAACUUGUCUACCUUGACUUAUCCUACAGCUUAGUUAAUGAUAUGAAUAAUCUUGAUUGGCUUUCUCCACUUUCUUCCAUAAAAUAUCUCAACCUCGGUGGAAUUGAUCUUCAUAAGGAAACCAAUUGGCUUCAAAUAGUGAAUUCACUUCCUUCACUGUUAAAAUUACAGUUGGGUGAAUGUAACCUGAACAACUUCCCAUCUGUUGAGUAUUUGAAUUUGUCUUCACUUGUAACUCUUGAUCUUUUUCGAAAUAACUUCAACUUUAAUUUACCAGAUGGGUUUUUUAAUCUCACCAAAGAUCUCACUUAUCUUCACCUUUCACAAAGUAAUAUAUAUGGUAAGAUACCUUCAAGCUUACUAAACCUUCAAAAACUGAGACACCUUGAUCUCAAAUAUAACCAACUACAAGGAUCAAUUCCAGAUGGAAUAAGCCAACUACCAAAUAUUCAAUACCUUGAUCUUUCAUGGAACAUGUUAAGUGGUUUCAUUCCUUCAACUCUAGGAAACCUCUCAUCCUUAAUUUCCUUAUCGAUUGGCUCUAAUCAUUUCACUGGAGGACUCCCAAACCUAUCACCAGAGGCUGAGAUAGUUGAUUUAUCUUACAACUCCUUCUCAAGAUCAAUUCCACAUAGUUGGAAGAACUUGUCAGAACUGAGAGUCAUGAACCUGUGGAAUAAUAAGUUGUCUGGGGAACUUCCAUUAUACAUCUCUAACUUGAAAGAAUUGGAGACCAUGAACUUGGGAGAAAAUGAAUUUUCUGGAAACAUACCGGUAGGGAUGUCACAAAACUUAGUAGUGGUCAUAUUUAGAGCCAAUAAAUUUGAAGGGAUUAUUCCACAACAAUUAUUCAAUCUCUCUUAUUUGUUUCACUUAGACCUUGCACAUAACAAACUUUCAGGAUCUUUGCCACACUUUGUCUACAACUUGACUCAAAUGGAUACUGAUCAUGUGAAUGAAUGGUACGCUACCACCCUUGAUUUAUUUACCAAAGGUCAAUAUUAUGUGACUGAUGUUAACCCGCAUAGGCGAACUGUUGACCUUUCAUCCAAUAGCUUGUCUGGAGAAGUUCCAUUGGAAUUGUUUCGGCUUGCUCAACUUCAAACGUUAAACUUAUAUCACAACAAUUUGAUUGGAACAAUACCAAAAGAGAUUGGAGGCAUGAAAAAUGUGGAAUCUCUCGAUCUCUCUAAUAAUAAGUUUUUUGGUGAAAUUCCGCAGACCAUGGCUCGCCUAAACUUUUUAGAGGUUUUAAAUUUAUCUUGCAAUAAUUUCAAUGGAAAAAUCCCAACUGGAACACAACUUCAAAGUUUUAAUGCAUCAAGUUACAUUGGGAAUCCUAGACUAUGUGGAGCUCCUCUUAAUAAUUGUACCAUGAAAGAAGAAAAUCCUAAGACUGCAACGCCAUCAACAGAGAAUGAAGGUGAUGACUCCAUAAAAGAAUCAUUGUAUCUAGGCAUGGGAGUUGGAUUUGCAGCAGGUUUCUGGGGGAUUUGUGGUUCUUUGUUUCUUAUUAGAAAAUGGAGGCAUGCAUAUUUUCGGUUUAUAUAUGGAGUGGGUAACAGGCUUUAUGUAACUUUAAUGAUUGUUGUUCUUGGGAAGAAGUCCACUGUGACAAUAUUACUGGUAGAUUUGUCUUACAACUCCUUCUCAGGAUCAAUUCCACAUAGUUGGAAGAACUGCAAAGAACUGAUAAACUUGAACCUAUGGAGUAAUAAGUUGUCUGGUGAUGUUCCAGUGUACCUAUUUUCUAUGAAACAAUUAGAAACCAUGAACUUGGGAGCUAACGAAUUUUCUGGAACCAUACCAAUCAAAAUGUCACAAUCCUUAACAGUGGUCAUAUUGAGAGCCAACCAAUUUGAAGGGAAUAUCCCACAACAACUAUUUAAUCUCUCUAAUUUGUUUCACUUAGACCUUGCACAUAACAAACUUUCAGGAUCUUUGCCACACUGUGUGUACAACAUGACUCAAAUUGAUACUGAUCAUGUGGAUGAAUGGCACGAUACCAUCAUUGAUUUAUUUACCAAAGGUCAAGAUUAUGUGUCUGAUGUUAACCCGGAUAGGCGAACUAUUGACCUUUCAGUCAAUCACUUGAUAGGAGAAGUUACAUUGGAAUUGUUUCGGCUUGUUCAAGUUCAAACCUUAAACUUAUCUCAUAAUAACUUGAAUGGAACAAUACCAAGAGAGAUUGGAGGCAUGAAAAAUAUGGAAUCUCUUGACCUCUCUAGUAAUAAGUUUUAUGGUGACAUUCCUCAGAGCAUGUCUCUCUUAACCUUUUUAGGUUAUUUGAAUUUAUCUUACAACAAUUUUGACGGAAAAAUCCCAAUAGGAACUCAACUUCAAAGUUUUAAUGCAUCAAGUUACGUUGGAAAUCCUAAACUAUGCGGAGCUCCUCUCAAUAAUUGUACCAAGAAAGAAGAAAAUCCUAAAACUGCAAUGCCAUCUACAAAAAAUGAAGAUGACGACUCUAUCAAAGAAUCAUUGUAUCUAGGCAUGGGAGUUGGAUUUGCAGUAGGUUUCUGGGGGAUUUGCCGUUCUUUGUUUCUAAUUAGAAAAUGGAGGCAUGCAUACUUUCGGUUUGUUGAUAGAGUGCGUGACAAGAUCUAUGUUACUUUGAUCGUAAAGUUAAACGGGUUUAAAAGAAAUUGA